UUGUUUUAUAGUGCGUGUGUGUGGAGUUUUCAUGCGUCACCAUUUUUCACAAUUCUCACGGUAAUUAGCGAGAAAAUCCGGAUUUUCUUUCAUUUAACAGCAGCAGUGUCGUUGUCUGAAGGUGUAGUCGCAGGAAAUCAAGGGAAAUCCGCAGGAUCUCAGCAGGAAAAUGAGUGGGAAUGAGGCAACAGAGAAGGACGCUGUGCAGUACGAUUUUUCACAAUUUCAGCUAGACAGAAUUCUCAAUAGUAAUUCCGGGAGUAAAACCGUGUCCCUGCUGGGGCGCUUCAAGAAUCUGUCACAGGAGAAGCGGGCGAUUGUGAUUCUGGAGAAGAAAGCCUUCACUGAGGCUGAUCUAACCUCAAAGACGGGCUUCUUCAGUGACUCAACAACUCUCCGGAAGGAGUUUGUGAAUGAUAUUUACGGGAACUUUGAGUGUUUCCCUCGUCCGGAUAUCAAUAGUGUGAAGACAACGGUGAUUUAUCCGGCAACUGAGAAGCACAUUGAGAAGUACUCGAAGCAGGAGAUUCACAUUGUCCAGGAGACGCCAGAGCUGUACAGGGAGUUGACGCUGAAGCAUCUGGAGAAGGAGCAAUUCUCCCUCGAGUGGCUGUACAACAUUUUGGAGCACAAGAAGGAGAAGGAUCGCAUUGUGUUUGAGGACGCGUGCGAGGAGACGGGAUUUAUCCUGCUGCCAGACCUCAAGUGGGACAACAAGACCGCUGAGACACUCUACUGCUUGGCCCUGGUGAGGAAGCGUGGCAUUAAGUCCCUGCGCGAUCUCAAUGCGAGCCACUUGCCGCUGCUGCGGAAUAUCCUGACGAAGGGCGUGGCGGCAAUUGAGGAGAAAUAUGGUGUCGCACGCUCUCAGCUCAGGAUCUACUUGCACUACCAGCCCUCCUUCUACCAUCUCCAUGUUCACUUCACCUACCUAAAGCACGACGCGCCGGGAAUCUUCUGCGAGAAGAGUCACCUGCUGGACAGCGUGAUCAGCAACAUCGAACUGAUGCCGGAUUACUAUCAGCGAGCCACGCUGUCCUUCGUUGUGCGCCAGAACGAUCGCCUCUGGGAUGACUUCAGGCGUGAUUCGGACUGUCGCAAGUCCCUCAAGCGAGAUUAG
Molecule: messenger RNA, 1120 nt
Organism: Phlebotomus argentipes
Lineage: Eukaryota; Metazoa; Arthropoda; Insecta; Diptera; Psychodidae
Gene: Dcps
Product: m7GpppX diphosphatase
Exons: 2
Coding region: 170-1120 (316 amino acids)
Biological process (GO): deadenylation-dependent decapping of nuclear-transcribed mRNA
Cellular component (GO): nucleus; P-body
Molecular function (GO): RNA 7-methylguanosine cap binding; hydrolase activity
Source: RefSeq, a predicted model, not a curated record